AUGGCUUCAAGCUCGUCUUCGGACUUGGAUUCAGGCAGCUCCCCUUCCCGACCCCCAACCAGUGCUCCCUCUACGCCCCCGGCUGAAGACUCGGGCGACGCCAAGAUGACUGUCGUGCCAACUUUCAACGAGGAGCACAUGCUCACCGAGGAGAAGAAGGCGCGAGCUGAGAACACAAGAGCUGAGGCCAAGCGAUUGGCACAGGCACGUAGAAAGCGCAAGAAGGCCCAGUUGACGCCCCGGGAAAGAGCCGCCAAGGCUAAGGAACUCGACGAACUUCUUCGGAAAAGCAAGGUCUUCUCGGACAUUCUCACCAAAAAAACCAAAGCCCUCGGCCGAGUCGGGCGUGAUUUCGACAAUCAGGCUCUUACCGAUGCCGGCUUGGAGUUGAAGGCACAACCCAAGAUCAUGUCUGGUGGAACCAUGCGUGACUACCAGCUUGAAGGGCUUACUUGGAUGUAUGAGAUCUGCCUGCAGGGAUUGAGUGGCAUUUUAGCCGAUGAGAUGGGAUUGGGCAAGACGAUCCAGACAAUUUCACUCGUAGCAUUGCUCCGGGAGCAAGAGAGCUAUUACGGACCCCACCUGAUCAUUGCCCCGUUGAGUACUCUGUCGAAUUGGCAAGAUGAGUUCAAGAAGUGGACUCCUUCCAUUCCCUUCGUCCUGUAUCAUGGCACGCCUGAACAACGCCAGAAGAUUUUCAGCGACGACAUCAAGCGACACUACACGAAGUCUCGUGGCGAGCGAGAAUUCCGUCCCACCUCUGGCUUCCCCGUGGUGUGUACGAGUUACGAGAUGAUCUUGAAUGACCGCGCUGUGCUUUCCAAGAUUGAUUGGGCCUUCAUUGUUGUAGACGAGGGCCACAGGCUGAAGAACGCCGAUGCAAAGCUCUUCCGCGAGCUGCAGCAGUUCAAGUCUGCAACCCGCCUGCUGAUCACUGGUACACCACUUCAAAACAACUUGAAGGAGCUGUGGUCCCUGCUUCACUUUCUGAUGCCAGAGACCUUCCUUGAUUGGGAGUCGUUCGAAGUGUGGUUCGAUUUCGAUGACAUCCAGGAUGAGGAAGGGACAAAGCAGUUCAUAGAAGAUCGACAGAAUCAAGAUCUCGUGAAAAAAAUCCAUAGAGUCCUGCAGCCGCUCCUGCUCAGAAGAAUCAAGGCGGACGUUGCCUCGUACUUACCCAAGAAACGGGAGUAUGUGCUGUAUGCACCCAUGACCAAGGAGCAGACCGACUUAUACAAGGUUAUCCUUGAUAAGGGUACUGAUACGCGGUCAUAUCUUGAAAACAAGGCGGUGGAACGUUUGACUGGUACGACCAACAGUCCACUCAGCUCUCGAAGAACGAGUGCAAGAUCUUCACCCGCGGCCAGUGUUAGGUCUACUGGUAAACCCGCAGGCUCGGCGAAGAAUGCUUUUGCGAUGAUGAUGGGCUCGUCCGGAAGAGCGCCCCAAACACCAACCACCAAGACGUUGCCCACGCGUUCGGAAGUAUCCGCCAAAAGAAAGACGGCGCCAACUACCGAGGCCCCCGAGCCAAAGAACCAUAAAUCAAAUAGACAAUCCACUGCAAGUGGGCAAGGUAGGAGUCGUCCUCGCAAAGGCCGACAAUCGUACAAAGUGCCCGAUGACUCUGACGAUGAUGCACUGGAUGACGAUGAGUUUGAGGAGAAACUCGCACAACAACUCGCGGCCGCCCAAGAGGAGGAAGAUGGAUUUCCCCAAGAUCAGGAAGAAGCUACCAGGGUGGCUUCACUCGAGCUUGCCAAACAGCAAAUUGGCGAAAAGAAGCUUGGGAACAAUGUCAUGCAACUCCGGUUGACGUGCAAUAGUCCGCACAAUUUCUACAAUCCCUGGGCCUACGAUGAUCAAGUCCCUGUUGACGAGAGCAUUGUCACCUCGUCUGGCAAGAUGCUUCUUCUAGACCGCCUGCUCCCGGCUUUGUUUGAACGGGGCCACAAAGUCUUGAUAUUCUCGCAGUUUACAACACAGCUUGAUAUCUUGCACGAUUAUUGCGCGGGGCUGAGACACUGGAAUGUGUGUCGUAUCGAUGGCAAUGUUCCACAACCGGAGCGUCGCGAACAGAUCGAGGCCUUCAAUGAAUAUCCGGACUUCAAGAUUUUCUUAUUGUCAACGCGAGCGGGCGGGCAAGGCAUCAACCUUGCCAGCGCCGACACUGUCAUCCUAUUCGACAGUGACUGGAACCCGCAACAGGACUUGCAGGCGCAGGAUCGUUGCCAUCGAAUCGGCCAGACCCGCCCGGUUGUCGUCUAUCGACUUGCAACCAAGGGCACCGUCGAAGAGGAACUACUCCACGGCGCCGAUGCCAAACGCCGGUUGGAGAAGCUUGUGAUAAAGAAAGGGGGGUUCAAGGCGAUGGGCCAAAAGCUCGAUCAGAACGAGGCUUUGGACAAGGAAACGCUCCAAUCGCUCCUCUUGAAAGACGGAGAAGUGUAUGAACACUCUGGUGGUGAUCUCAUUUUCAGUGAUGAGGACCUGGACAUCCUUUGCGAUCGAAGCGACGAGGCCUACGAUCGAGCUGCUACAGGCGCUGGUAAUGCCGAUGGCUUCCAAGUUGUCGACACUGCUGCAGAUGGCAUCAACCAGAUCAAGGCAGCGUAG
This is a messenger RNA of Pseudomassariella vexata, 2616 nucleotides long. Its product is annotated as snf2 family helicase ATPase. The transcript is spliced from 6 exons. Gene Ontology annotation, cellular component: nucleus. Gene Ontology annotation, molecular function: DNA binding; ATP-dependent chromatin remodeler activity; ATP binding. Lineage: Eukaryota; Fungi; Ascomycota; Sordariomycetes; Amphisphaeriales; Pseudomassariaceae. Bases 1 to 2616 code for a protein of 871 amino acids. The record is from RefSeq and is a predicted model, not a curated record.